This is a messenger RNA of Hydractinia symbiolongicarpus, 1366 nucleotides long. Its product is annotated as tryptophan 2,3-dioxygenase-like. Lineage: Eukaryota; Metazoa; Cnidaria; Hydrozoa; Anthoathecata; Hydractiniidae. Gene Ontology annotation, molecular function: L-tryptophan 2,3-dioxygenase activity; metal ion binding; heme binding. The transcript is spliced from 15 exons. The coding region runs from base 198 to 1280 and encodes 360 amino acids. The record is from RefSeq and is a predicted model, not a curated record.
GUUCGCCUAGUUUAUACGUGGAAAUUGUGUCUAUGCAGUCUAACGUAAGAGCUGGAAGCUGCUUUUGAUUUAAAUUGCAUAAAAAAACGUUGUCAUAGGAACAAAGCACAUAUUAUUUUAAGAUUUGAAAGAUAAGUGGCUGUUUAUACGCACGCAGAUGAAAAUACAUUUGUGAUCCAUGUACUUUAAAAAAUAAAAUGGCAUGUCCUUUCAAUAAUCAAAGCAAUCUAAAUUGUGAAGAUGACAACGCUGUGUCGUAUUCAGAAUAUCUUCAGCUUGAUUCACUGUUAAGUGGUGUGAACACCAGAACAGAGGUACAUGACGAACACUUAUUUAUAAUUGUGCACCAAGUAUAUGAGCUGUGGUUUAAGCAGAUAAUUUUCGAGCUAGAUUCAGUUCGGAACUUAUUUCUAAAAGACUUUGUUGAUGAACGUCAUAUGUUGACAGUAAAUAGAAGAUUGGGUCGAGUUGUCAAGAUACUUGCUAUCUUGGUUGAUCAAGUAAAAAUUCUGGAAACAAUGACGCCUCUGGAUUUUGCAGAUUUUAGAACAGCUCUGACGUCAUCAUCUGGUUUUCAGAGCUGGCAGUUCAGAGUGCUUGAGAACAAGAUUGGAGUGAAAAAAGAAAAUCGAAUUAAUUACAACAACUCGAGCUACAUUGAGGUAUUCAAAGACGAACAACUAAAAAAGCUGGUCCUUCGUUCCGAAGAAGAACAAUCGAUCUUUGACGUCGUGGAAGCUUGGUUAGAGCGCACGCCUGGUUUAGUAAACGAGCAUUUCAACUUUUGGAAAGAAUUUACAACAAAUUGUAACCGCUGGUUUGAUGACCAAAAACAAAAAGCAGAGAAAGAAAUCAACCUAGGAAAAAAGGAAGCUAUGCUGUUAGAAACUCGGAAAAUACAGGAAGAUUUUGACAGUAUAUUAAUUAGAGAAAAUUAUGACAACUUGAGAAAAAAUGGCCAACGCCAUCUUUCAUGGAAGGCGUUACAAGGGGCGUUGAUGAUAUAUUACUAUCGUGACGAAGUUCUUUUUCAUGGACCGUUUCAAAUGUUGACAUUGCUUAUGGAUAUCGACUCUUUGAUUUCCAAAUGGAGAUCAAAUCACGUGUUGUUGGUUCAGCGUCAACUGGGUACAAAAACCGGUACAGGUGGUUCAUCCGGUUACCGUUAUCUUCGUGCCACAGUGAGUGAUCGAUACAAAGCCUUUUUGGAUUUAUUUUACCUUUCAAACUAUUUGAUACCACGAGAGUACAUUCCCAAGUUACACGAGAGAAAUGAAUAAUACGUCGAAGGGAAGAUAUUUUUGUAAAAGAAGAAUACUUGCCGUGUGUACAUUCAUUGAUAAAAAAUUGAAACUAAAGAAAACAA